AUGUAUGUUCCAGUAUCCUUGUCAACAGAAGUCAAAAAAGAAUUGCAUGUCUUUUCAGAUGCUUCCAAAGAGUCAAUUGCUGCUGUCUCAUAUUUGAAAACUGUACACGAAGAUGGCAGUUCAGAAAUUGGAUUUGUGAUGGGGAAAGCUAAAAUUGCACCCUUGCAUGGGCAUACUAUACCUCGUCUAGAAUUGUGUGCUGCAGUACUUGCAGUAGAACUUAGUGAAGUGGUACUUGAGAACCUUGAUGAAGAAAUUGAUAUAGUGAAAUUUUACACUGACAGUAAAGUAGUUCUUGGCUACAUCCACAACCAAACAAGACGAUUUUAUGUGUAUGUUGAGAAUAGAGUGAACCGUAUUCACAGGUCAACUAAGCCAGAACAAUGGAAUUAUGUUCCUACAUCUGUGAAUCCAGCUGAUCGAGCAACUCGCUCUAUGGUGAAUGAUUUCUCGUGUGACGACAUAUGGCUGAAAGGACCUGAAACAUUCUUGAGUAGGCGUCAUGAUCUUGCUCAAGAAACUCCACAGCUAGUUCAACCAGAAGAUGAUAAGGAAGUAAGGCCAGAUGCUCUGGUAAAGGCAGCUAAAACCUGUGUGAUUGACAAUUUAUCAAUUGGGUGUCACAGAUUUGAAAGGUUCUCUGAGUGGUAUCGCCUAGUAAAUACUGUUGCUUUAUUGCAGAGAUGUGCAUGUGCCAAAUCAUUUAAAGGUAGAGCUGAUAGAAGUGUAGAGUCUUUCAGAAAAGCUGAAUAUUUGUGA
Penaeus vannamei (Pacific white shrimp) is the source of this 759-nucleotide messenger RNA. Lineage: Eukaryota; Metazoa; Arthropoda; Malacostraca; Decapoda; Penaeidae. The record is from RefSeq and is a predicted model, not a curated record.